AUGCAAGUCGCCAGAAGAGCAGGCUUUCCGCUACCCAGGGUGAUUUGGUAUGGAGAGCAUCCUGGCACACCACAUGCGCCGGUUUCGAUUUUGAUGACCCGUGUUCCUAGUCGGGAGCUUGGCCAGGUUUAUCAGAUGUUGAGUAGUGAGGAGAAGAGGUCGACUGGGCGGGAGUUUAAGGGAUAUUUGAAUGUGAUGCUGGGGACGAGUAUUAGGAGUAUUCGCGUUCCUAAUCAUCUUGUGGGCCCGUUUGAAUCUGAGGAGGAACUCAACGAAUACCUUAUACAUCCUUCUUGGUCGGGAGGUUUUGAGUCUGAACUCGCGUAUCAAGAAGCACUCGAGGUUGUGGGGAACAUGAGGAAUCUUCGACAUCGUGUUGUUUUCACACACGGGGAUCUUCAACAUCAUAAUUAUGGCUGGUAUCCUGAGUAUUGGGACUUUACAACCACGUUGAGGUUUACAUCGAAGGAUUUCUGGUGGUAUCGGUUUAUAAUUGAUCUUGGCGGUGGCGCAUAUCUGGAGGAAUUGAAAUGUGAACGUGCGCUGACAGCUUUGACGAGCCCUCCUACUACUGAUGAUGUCGAGGAUUUUCGUCGACUUGAUACUGAUUGA
Messenger RNA from Penicillium subrubescens, 612 nucleotides. RefSeq lists its product as uncharacterized. The record is from RefSeq and is a predicted model, not a curated record. The transcript is spliced from 3 exons. Lineage: Eukaryota; Fungi; Ascomycota; Eurotiomycetes; Eurotiales; Aspergillaceae. Bases 1 to 612 code for a protein of 203 amino acids.